Zerene cesonia (dogface butterfly) is the source of this 1428-nucleotide messenger RNA. RefSeq names its product 60S ribosomal protein L4 (gene RpL4). Lineage: Eukaryota; Metazoa; Arthropoda; Insecta; Lepidoptera; Pieridae. The record is from RefSeq and is a predicted model, not a curated record. Bases 146 to 1405 code for a protein of 419 amino acids. The transcript has 10 exons. Gene Ontology annotation, molecular function: RNA binding; structural constituent of ribosome. Gene Ontology annotation, biological process: translation. Gene Ontology annotation, cellular component: cytosolic large ribosomal subunit; ribosome.
UUAAACAAUAAUAUAUGGCAAUCAUUGUAGAAAACUGUCAGACGUUUUGAUUCUUCCGGUCUUUUUAUUUCUCCGUGGCAUGGCGGAUGGUCUUUACCGCCGCCUAUAGUGUUUUUUGGAGAAAUAGCUUCGCUAAAAUAGCGAAAUGAGUCUAUCAGUAGCCCGGCCGCUUGUGUCGGUGUAUUCAGAGAAGAGCGAAGUGGUGCCAAAGGCAUCCCUUCCCCUCCCAUUCGUGUUCAAGGCGCCCAUCCGGCCUGACCUCGUCAACGAUGUGCAUGUUUCCAUGUCAAAGAAUGCCAGACAGCCGUACUGCGUCAGCAAGGAGGCCGGUCACCAGACCAGUGCCGAGUCGUGGGGUACCGGUCGUGCCGUAGCGCGUAUACCCCGUGUGCGCGGUGGUGGUACCCACAGAUCCGGACAGGGUGCGUUCGGCAACAUGUGCCGCGGCGGGCGCAUGUUCGCGCCGACGAAGCCCUGGCGCCGCUGGCACCGGCGCGUGAACCUGCGCCAGCGCCGCGCUGCCGCUGCCGCUGCGGUCGCCGCCGCCGGCGUGCCGGCGCUCGUGCAGGCCAGGGGUCACGUCAUCGACAAGAUCCCCGAACUGCCGUUGGUCGUAGCCGACAAGGUGCAAGAGAUCAGCAAGACCAAGGAGGCUGUGAUCUUCCUCAGACGCGUGAAGGCGUGGUCCGAUGUGCUCAAGGUAUACAAGUCGCAACGCCUCCGCGCCGGCAAGGGUAAGAUGCGCAACCGCCGCCGCGUCCAGCGCAAGGGGCCGCUGAUUGUGUACCACAAGGAUCAGGGUCUGACGCGCGCAUUCCGCAACAUACCCGGCGUGGAGAUGCUGAACGUAAACAAGCUGAACCUGUUGAAGCUGGCGCCGGGCGGCCACGUCGGCCGAUUUAUCAUCUGGACACGAUCCGCCUUUGAGAGGCUCGAUGCCCUCUUUGGCUCAUGGAAGACGCCCUCGAAGCUGAAGAAGAACUUCAACCUGCCGCAGCCCAAGAUGGCCAACACCGAUUUGACUCGCCUGCUCAAGUCUGACGAGAUCAGGAAGGUGUUGAGAGCGCCCAACAAACGAGUGAUCCGCACGCAGAGGAAACUCAACCCGCUGACGAACACGCGCGCCAUGUUGAGAUUGAACCCUUACGCGGCCGUGCUCAAGAGGAAAGCGAUUUUAGACCAGCAGAGGAGGCAGAACUUGAAGGCGCUCGCUUUGGCUGAGAAGCGUGGUAUCAAACUGCCAGAAGACGACCCCGCAGUGAAGGCUGAGAAAUUGAGGGAGAAGCGAAGGAAAGCAAUUAAAUUGGCGGCAGCGAAGAAGCCAAAAAAGCCAGCGGCAAAGAAAACCGCCCCUCCACCCCCUAAAAAGAAGGCCGAGAAGAAAGCGGCCCCCGCUAAGAAGUGAAGAUAAUAAACUUAUCAAUUGAU